AUGAAAUUUCUCAUUCAGAAAACAAACCCUAACAUCUCCAAUUCCCUUCCCACUCUUCCUAUUGAUCUAAUUUCAGAAAUACUCUCUAAGCUAUCUGUGAAGCACCUUCUCCAAUUUCGAUGUGUCUGUAAAUCAUGGAAUUCUCUAAUAUCAGAUCAUAGAUUCGCCAGAAAGCACCUUAACGGAUCAACCACACGGAUCAGCCUCCAAUGUGUAAGCUAUCAUACGCCCUCAUCCCGUUUUUUUCUAAAGUCUUAUCCAAUUCAAUCCCUUUUCCCAGACAUAACCACUCACUUCACUCCACAUGAGUUUUCAUAUAAUUUUAUUUUUAGAAAUUAUAUACAUUACAUUGUUGGCUCUUGUGACGGAAUCGUUUGUCUCGCCAACUAUUAUAAACCUUCUGUUGUUCUGUGUAACCCUUCCAUUAGAAAAUUCAAGGAAUUGUCCCCUUUUGAUAACCCACCGGUGAAUAGUCAGCUUAAUAUGACAUGUGGAUUCGGUUAUGAUCAUGUUUCUCGUAGUUACAAAGUGGUUGUUGUUUACUAUUUCUAUAACAAAGGUACUUCUGAAAACACAAAUAAAGUAAAAGUUCAUACUUUGGGUACUAAUUCCUGGAAAAGCAUUCAAAUGUUUCCUUCUGAUACUGUUUUCACUGAGAAAUCUGGAAAAUACCUAAGUGGCACAAUUAAUUGGGUAGCCUUUGUUAAAGGGCGUCGUAGUGAUCCACCCUUUAUUGUUUCAUUUGAUUUGGAUAAAGAGUCUUAUCAGAAGGUUUUUCUUCCGGAUCCUGGAGAGAUAGAUGUGUUUAACUUGACAUUGUGUGUGUUGAAGGACUGCUUGUGCAUACUAUCUGAUCAUGAUGUUUGGGUCAUGAAGGAAUAUGGAAUUAAAGAGUCUUGGAUUAAAUUGUUCGACUUUUCUUGCUUGCGAGAUCCAACUAAGACUUCUAUCUUGACAAAUGUAUUAUAUAUUUGUGAAGUGGAUCAUAUGUUGUUAGAGUUUAGCUAUCAUGAGAAAAAGAAGUUGAUACUGUAUGAUUCCAAGAAUGGUACUUUUAACAAUGCUGCUAUAUUUCAACACACCUUAGAAGUUUGUGCUGAGAGUUUAGUAUCACCUUGUUUUUAA
Messenger RNA from Lathyrus sativus (Indian pea), 1125 nucleotides. NCBI's taxonomy places the organism in Eukaryota, Viridiplantae, Streptophyta, Magnoliopsida, Fabales, Fabaceae. The record is from the annotation of a GenBank genome assembly.